UUCUGGUUCGCCGCUUAUCUUGCUGUUUCUUCGCCGCUGUUCGGCUGCCGCUUGAGAAUCAGAAGGCGGCUGAUCUUAUUAUCCAACUCUUUCCUCCUCCUCGCUAGGCACAUAUAAGGGAAUUAGAUUACUCCCGUUUCAGUCCACCCUCAGCUUCAGAGUCUUACUCUUCAAAUCGCAACGUACAGCUUAUCCAGAAGGCCGUGUGCCCCUCCUUUCUAGCUCGACGAGUCUGCUAGUGGUGCUUCUGAUCCAUGGGUAGUCCCAUUCCUUCCGACGAGAAUAUGACAGACCAUUCGGAACCUCCGACGAAAGUAGACAAUAAAGACCCUGUUACUGCCGCCGCCGAGCCGCAGGAUAAACCGUCCGCUAGGGAAUCAUGCUUCAGCACGGACCUACUAAAAAUCUACUACCGCCGUCUGUUCCCCUACGCGGAUAUGGCUCGCUGGCUCUCGUACGGCAACGACAGGAAACUUCCCGGAACCGACGCGUCGUAUCUCCAGCGGCGCGAGUUCUCGUUCACUCUGGAGCACGACAUCUACGUGCGCUACCAGUCGUUCCGCGAUGCGUCGGACAUGGAGGCCGCUAUCCGCGAUAAGAACCCGCAUAAGAUCGACAUAGGCGCGGUGUACAACGUCGAUCCGGCGCGGCGAGCAGCAUAUCAGGGGAUCGGGUCAGAGAGCGCGUUCGCACCCGUUGAGAGAGAGCUCGUCUUCGAUAUUGACAUAAGUGACUAUGACGACGUCCGCACGUGCUGCUCAGGGGCAUCUGUCUGCACCAAGUGUUGGCCGCUUAUGACAGCGGCAAUCAAAGUCGUUGACACCGCUCUUAGAGAGGACUUCGCGUUUGAGCACGUUCUGUGGGUGUUCAGUGGGAGGCGAGGGGUGCACUGCUGGGUGUGCGACAGACGAGCCAGAAGAUUAACCAAUGAGCAACGGUCUGCUGUGGCGGAAUAUUUCCGAGUGUACAAGGGAAGCGAAGCCAACGCCAGCAAAGUCUCCUUCACUGGCGCUGCCCUGCACCCAUCCCUCAUGAGGGCAUACGAUCAAGUGUUGCGAGGCACGUUUGAGAACGAAAUGCUUCCCAAUCAGGAGCUGCUGAGCCAACCAGACGCAUGGAAGAGGGUGCUAGCGCAACUGCCGGACCAAGAGCUGCAGGACCGGAUGGAUGCCACGUGGCGCAGCGACAGGCGUCUAUCGGCAGCUGCUGACGUCAACGUGUACAGGUGGCAGCAGCUGGAGGCGACAACACGAGCAGCUGCCAAAAAGAACACAUCCCUGCGCAAAGCAGUGGAGGAAAUCGUCUUCGCCUUCACGUACCCUCGCCUUGAUCUAGAGGUGUCUAAGCACAUGAACCAUCUCCUCAAGGCGCCAUUCUGCGUGCACCCUAAGACAGGUGCUGUGUGUGUCCCAAUUGACCCGGCCAACUGUGCUGACUUCGAGCCAAGUCAAGCCCCCACACUCAAUCAGCUAGUGGAAGAGAUCAAUGCGGCUCACCGCCCCCCUGACGGCAACUCUGCUGCAACCUCAGGCAUCGAGGCGACGUCACUCGCUCCUUCCAUAAAUUUCUUCCGAGAGAGCUUCCUGCAGCCAUUGCUGGCUGCUUCCAAGGAGGAGCUGGAGGCCGCACAUAAGCAAAAGCUGCACAAUGUUGCAGGUGCCAGAACAGUGGACUGGUAGUGCAUCACAGUAUACUCCAGUCGAACUGGCGUGAAUGUACAUGCUAAGGAAUGCUGCUACAGUUGUGUCUCUUGUUAUAAAUAAUUCACAUCUUUCUUAGAAACUUUUCCUAGUGGCAUUGGCCAGCUAAGCCAACCAUUCACACAU
Molecule: messenger RNA, 1826 nt
Organism: Closterium sp. NIES-67
Lineage: Eukaryota; Viridiplantae; Streptophyta; Zygnematophyceae; Desmidiales; Closteriaceae
Source: the annotation of a GenBank genome assembly